Molecule: messenger RNA, 1715 nt
Organism: Dothidotthia symphoricarpi CBS 119687
Lineage: Eukaryota; Fungi; Ascomycota; Dothideomycetes; Pleosporales; Dothidotthiaceae
Product: dimethylaniline monooxygenase
Exons: 3
Coding region: 125-1561 (478 amino acids)
Molecular function (GO): flavin adenine dinucleotide binding; N,N-dimethylaniline monooxygenase activity; NADP binding
Source: RefSeq, a predicted model, not a curated record
CGAUAGUCAGCCGUUGCAUCCUGAAUUUUCUACAAGUUUGGCUUUCGGGAGCCUGUUUCUCAAUCAGCAUAAGAUAUAUUCAGGGAUCAAGGCUUAUGCGAGUCGAGCGACAAAGUUCAAAACUAUGGGUGUAAGACGUGUUGCAGUAAUUGGCUUGGGUCCAGGUGGCGCUAUCGCAGUGGACGCACUCGCUCGAGAACGGGCUUUCGAUGUCAUACGUGUGUUCGAAAGAAGGGCAAGUCCAGGCGGUUGUUGGAUUGAGGACGAAGCGCCCCCUCCGCCCUUUGAUCAUACUAUAUUUGCAUCGCUAGCGACCCGUACUGCGGAUGCUCCUCUAGAGACGCCAACAAGACUUCCGAUACGCCUCCCAAAAUCCAAGCAGACGCGUCACACUGAAUCAUCGGUUUAUCCAUACCUAGAAACCAAUGUCGACAGCAUUCCAAUGUCAUUUUCCCAGGAACCUAUCUCUGAUCAGCGGAGUCCAACAUCGAUAGCCAAACAUGGUAUUGACACACCAUUUAGACAUCAUUCCACCAUUCGUGAAUACAUCGCCUCUCUGGUGAACCGAAAAGGUUACGGGGAGUUCGUUUCCUACAAUACAACGGUCGAGCUAGCGGAGAAAGUAGGAAAUGAAUGGCGAUUGGUGCUCCGAAGAGAGGGAAGUUUUGCUGAAGACGACGAGUGGUGGGAGGAGAUGUUCGAUGGAGUCGUCGUAGCGAACGGGCAUUAUAGCGUUCCGUAUAUUCCCAAAGUUGAAGGGUUGGAGAAAUUUGAAUGGACACGACCAGGAAGCGUAAAACACAGCAAGAUGUUUCGCGGUAAAGAAGCGUAUCGAGACAAACGCAUCGUCAUCGUUGGCGCAUCAGUCUCUGCAGCUGACAUUGCCUACGAUCUCGUUGGCACUGCCAACGACCCAAUCUAUGCCGUGAUUCUCGGUCACAAAGCAAACGGCUACUUCGGCGACGAAGCGUUCAAAAACCCCGGUAUCGUUGCAAAGCCCUCAAUCUCGCACAUAAUGGAUGAUCGCACUGUACACUUUAUCGACGGAACAUCAGUCGCAAACGUUGACGAACUCAUAUUCGGAACAGGAUAUUCAUGGAGCCUCCCCUUCCUACCCCAUGUCGAAGUGCGCAAUAACCGCGUCCCCAACCUUUAUCAGCAUGUCGUAUAUCAGUCUGAUACCACUUUGCUCUUCGUUGGCGCCGUAGGCGCAGGCCUUACCUUCAAAGUAUUUGAGUGGCAAGCAGUACUCGCCGCGCGUGUACUCGCCGGUCGCGCAAAACUACCUCCACUCUUGGAACGACAGCAGUGGGAGCGAGAGAGGACAGAAAGACUUGGCGAUGGUGCCAUGUUUACGUUUGUCUUUCCAGAUUUCGAGGAGUACUUCGAGACUUUGAGACACCUGGCGGGUGAUGACGGACCGGGCAGGAAGUUGCCCAAGUUUGAGAAGCAGUGGCUUGAUGUGUUCAUGGCUGGUCAUGAGAUGAGAAAGAAAUGGUGGAGAGAAGAGAAUGCAAAGGCCAGGCAGAUGUACAUCGAAGAUUCAAAAGCGAGGUUAUGAAGAUAGACCUCAUAGGCAGAUCUCAGGUGCCUGUGAAUGUGCAGACACAUUCGAUUAGCGGCGACUGUAUUCAUUUCUCCCUCAAGUCACGUACCAACAAGGCUUACGUUUAUGGGCAUUGACAUCGCCGGAUUAAAUUAACCAUCAAAAGCGA